AUGGAUCCGAACUAUCGGAUCAAUAUGGUGACGCGCUUUGUGAUGUUUGCUAUAUGUGUAUUUUAUAUAAAUCUCAUCUACACCAUCUACGUGGGAAUUGUUAUAGAAGAUGAUUGGACAAUCGUAUUGCAAGCGACUGCCUUACUCCCUAGCGGCUUAGAGGGUAUGACGAAGCUUAUAUCGAUUCUAAAGGAUAAAGAUGGUUGGCGCUUCUUGGGAAUGGCCUUGGAAAAUGUCUAUAUCGAAUAUGAACAGAAGAACCAAAGAUACAGGGAAUGCCUAAUGAAACACAUAUUGAUAUUGAAGUUCCAGGACCUUAAUGCAGUUCUACAGGACACACAUGAUUCAUCCGAGACGUUCCUCAUGCUGGCGGACAUUUUUAAAUGGCAUCAACAAUAUAUUUACAUUAUUGAAAAAACUGAGAUGAUAUUUUUUAACGUCGUUUUUGUACAAAUCUUUGCCAAAGCAUACGGAAUGUUGGUUUCUCUUGUCUGUCAUUUCUUGGGCGUUUGGCCUUUGGCUUUAUUAUUUUUGGUCUACAGCUUCGUGAUGCUCAAUUCAUACUGCGCCCUAGGCACUGUGGUUGAGACUUCGAACGGGGAAGUACGCGACUGUAUUUAUAAUGAAUGUUUGUGGUACGAAAUGUCGGUCACAGAGCAGAAAAUGGUGCUGAUAAUGCUGAUGAAGUCACAAAACACCAUUAACUUAUCGGUGGGUAGGGUGAUGGAUCUAUCUAUGGCUACGGCGCUAAGUGUGACAAAGGCAAUUUACAGUUAUGCAAUGGUUCUGAAUAAUUUUUUACAAUAG
Molecule: messenger RNA, 807 nt
Organism: Scaptodrosophila lebanonensis
Lineage: Eukaryota; Metazoa; Arthropoda; Insecta; Diptera; Drosophilidae
Product: odorant receptor 67d-like
Exons: 4
Coding region: 1-807 (268 amino acids)
Biological process (GO): sensory perception of smell; detection of chemical stimulus involved in sensory perception of smell
Cellular component (GO): plasma membrane
Molecular function (GO): olfactory receptor activity; odorant binding
Source: RefSeq, a predicted model, not a curated record